Messenger RNA from Oxyura jamaicensis (ruddy duck), 2693 nucleotides. RefSeq names its product serine/threonine-protein kinase Sgk2-like. Gene Ontology annotation, biological process: protein phosphorylation. The coding region runs from base 860 to 1954 and encodes 364 amino acids. The transcript has 14 exons. Lineage: Eukaryota; Metazoa; Chordata; Aves; Anseriformes; Anatidae. Gene Ontology annotation, molecular function: protein serine/threonine kinase activity; ATP binding. The record is from RefSeq and is a predicted model, not a curated record.
AAAACCCAGAGAGCUCUGUGUGGGCCCAGCCUGCUGGGGCCGCUCUGCGGUGCCCCUUGGGUGCAGGGGAUGGGGUCCCCAGGAGAAAGCUGGGAGCUCUGCAGGGACAGCUUGGGAAGCUUCCCCAGGUGAGGAAGAUCUUAAAGUCCUUCCUGACCUCUUCCUGGGCUUUUUGUGCUAUCUCAAUGGGAGCAAAGGUGGAGCUCAGUGCAGGCCUGGAGCUCGCAGCUCUGUAGCUUGAGCGCUUUCCCUGCCAGCAGAAGCAUGUGUUUGCAGAAGUCCUCCUCUCCCACCUCCCCCUGUGCUCCUUCUCCGAGCUGAAACUGGGGCAUCCCCCCCUAUGCUGUGCACGUAGGCUGGGAGCUGCCGGCUCCCCAAGGUGCUCCCCUGUGAGCCCCGAGCCCCUUCCACCCUGCUGUCCUGGGGCCGGCCCUGCCUCGCCUGCUGCCAACCCCGGCACUGGAGAGGACGAGGAGCUCGCUUUGGGGGGGAUUUGCAAUCUAGGUUAGGUGGGGAGCAGUGACAUCAGGAAGAGGGUGGGAGGCAGCCCGCACAUGACGAGUCUAUGAGGUUGCUGCUCGGCGAGGUGCGCGUUGCAUUAGUAAUGUGUUUGUAGCAAAUAUCGCUGGGCUGGCAUGGGAAUGUGGGUCACCGCUGGCAGAACUGUUGGAGGAAGAGGGAGCUGCUUCUGCCGUGCUGGGAAGGAAGCGUACGUUGCUGAGGGAUGUUCCUGGGGGGAGACUGAGCUGCGGUAACUGCUCCGGCUUAACUUAUAAAGCACGGCCGCGAGAGGAUAGGACAAACCAUCAAGGCGUCCGGCUCCAGGCUCUGCUCGUAUGCUGAACGAGUUGCUUUUUUAAUGGAUCGUUCCCGGAGCCCAGACACCAGCGCUCAGCCUCCAACGCCAACUGACAACAUCAACCUCGGACCUUCUGCUAACCCAAAUGCCAAGCCAACAGACUUUGACUUCCUGAAGGUUAUUGGCAAAGGAAGCUUUGGAAAGGUUCUCCUGGCCAAACGCAAGUGUGAUGGGACUUUUUAUGCUGUCAAAGUCUUGCAUAAGAAAACUAUCCUGAAGAAAAAGGAGCAAAACCACAUCAUGGCAGAACGCAAUGUGCUCCUGAAAAAUGUCGAGCACCCCUUCCUUGUGGGACUCCAUUACUCCUUCCAGACCUCGGAGAAGCUUUACUUUGUCCUUGACUAUGUAAACGGGGGAGAGCUCUUCUUCCACUUGCAAAGAGAGCGCUGCUUCCGUGAACCCCGGGCACGAUUCUAUGCCGCGGAAGUUGCCAGUGCAAUUGGGUACCUGCAUUCCUUAAACAUCAUCUACAGGGAUUUAAAACCUGAGAACAUCCUUCUGGAUUGCCAGGGCCAUAUAGUAUUGACAGACUUCGGACUCUGCAAAGAAGGAAUGGAGCAAGAGGAGACUACUUCCACAUUUUGUGGCACUCCUGAGUACUUAGCUCCCGAGGUGUUAAAGAAGCAGCCGUAUGACAGGACAGUAGACUGGUGGUGCCUGGGAGCUGUCCUCUAUGAGAUGCUCUUUGGACUGCCGCCUUUUUAUAGUCGGGAUGUGUCUCAGAUGUAUGACAACAUUCUGCACAAGCCACUCCAGAUCCAAGGAAGCAAGACUGUGGCAGCUUGUGACAUCCUCCAGGGACUUCUCCAUAAGGACCAGAAGAGGAGGCUGGGUGCCAAAACAGACUUUCUUGAGAUAAAGAACCAUGUAUUCUUCAGCCCAAUAAACUGGGAUGACUUGUACAACAAGAGGAUUACCCCUCCAUUCAACCCCAAUGUGGCUGGUCCAGCUGAUCUGCGACACUUCGAUCCAGAGUUCACCCAAGAAGCGAUCUCUGCCUCCAUCACCCACACGCCUGACUUAGCAGCCAGCAGCUCCAGUGCCUCAGAUGCUUUUUUAGGAUUUUCUUAUGCACCAACUGAAGAGGACUUCUAAGUUUUAUAAAGGCUUUGAGAAGCCAGAUUUUAACUGAAUGGGUUUUAUGUGUUUUUUUUUUUUUGUUUGUUUUUUUUUUCCUUUUUGAAAGGAAUGCCACUGUCCUUUGCUCAUGGUUUAUGGGAAGGGGCACUAAUACACUAACUGGCUGGGAGGGAACAGAGCUCUUAAUUUGUGCUGUUUGGAUUUCCUUCCAUAUGUGUGUUUCCCUGGCAGGGAAAGUGGGACAGCAGUUGUUAUUACUUUCUCCUGAGUGUCUUGUACUACUUGGCAGGAUUGUGUUCACUGUGGUUGUGUUUAUGGUUAAGGUAUGUAUCAUCAUUCACAUCACAGCCAUAUGUGUGUGUGGAACUAAUGCUGCCUAGCUAUGUAUGACUGCUUUGCUUUCCCAUAACAAAGGGAAACUCUUCACCCUACACACAGCAGUGGCUUCCUUCAAGUGGACGUGCUUAUUUAAGUGGUUGGGGAAAAAGUAGUCUGGUUGGUAGUGGCCAGGCUGGAGUUAAACUGGGGUAGUUCAGCGAGUCUGCCACGUAAGCCAUUAAAAAUCUGGUAGCAGCAGAGGCCUGCAUUAGAUUUUAAUGCUCUAGAGCAGAAAUGCAGGAUUCAGUGGGUGCUGCUGAAGAAGCAGAGCUGCCACAGCACAUGGGAUGAGUACUGCUACUUGUGGAAGGAAGCCAUUUCCUCAUCCUGGGCUCAGACGCUGUUCAUCUUUUACUGCUCCAAAGGUGGCUUACAG